AUGAGCUCUAAUUCCCAAGUGACACAGUCUAACAACGUAGCUCAUGACCACAAAAAUAUUGAUGGAGUGCGAGCACUCGAGGAAGCACUCGCUGGCAUAAACUCUGUGCUGUCCCGUGAGGGCGAAGAGUUGAGCGAACAAGACUUGGCAAAAGUGCUGAAACAAUUGGAAGCAGCUGAAGGUGUUGCAGAUGAUGUGGAAGGAAAACUAGAUGAAAUGCUCAAGAAUCUCGGCGGCAUGAUAGAGGGUUUGGAGUCUGACAAGAAAGAUGGACAAGGUCCGACGACGGGAGGAACACAGACUUAA
This is a messenger RNA of Rhizoctonia solani, 306 nucleotides long. RefSeq lists its product as uncharacterized. NCBI's taxonomy places the organism in Eukaryota, Fungi, Basidiomycota, Agaricomycetes, Cantharellales, Ceratobasidiaceae. The transcript has a single exon. Bases 1 to 306 code for a protein of 101 amino acids. The record is from RefSeq and is a predicted model, not a curated record.